ACCUAUUUAUAGUAACAUGGGAACAUACUAAGUUACCUUAAAAGCAACGAAAGUGUACGCACAUAAAAUGGGCCUACUGCAGUCGAGAACGAUCUCUUCCAUAACUAUAUUGCAUAUAUCAGCAAAGGGAAUUUUACUUGACGAUGACGAUGAUGAAAAUGGUUUUGCUGGUGUUAUUUCAGAUACAAACGAGAUCCCGCAGUCCCAGAAAAUCAAACCGACGCAGACGAAGAAUCGCACGGGCGCGUACGUAUGGCGCGUGAACGACCUGAACAAGCUGACGAGGUUCAUAUUCCUCGGCUCAGACAACUCCUUCUGCUACAAGGCGACCAACAUCGAGCCCAAGAGAGAGGACGCACAAUGCAUUGACCGGUUGAUAGCUGACGGCCGUGGUGAGGAGGUAGUGAAACUGAUACUGAGCAUAAGUCUUGAAGGCAGGGCGGCGAGACAGAACCCAACAAUCUUCGCCCUGGCCCUCUGCGCCCGCUCCAAUGACGCGAAAACAAAGAAGGCGGCCUACGAAGCGUUCCACAAAAUCUGCCGCAUCCCGACACAUCUGUUUAUGUUCGUCCGAUACUGCGAGCAGGAGUCGAAUGGCACCGGGUGGGGACGCGCUCACCGCAACAACAUCAUCAAGUGGUACGUUAACAAGUGCCAGAAUCCAGUCGGCUUGUGCAGACUUGUUACCAAGUACCGACAUCGCGAGGGUUUCACGCACUGCGACGUGCUUCGGCUUGCGCAUCCAAAGCCUAAAGACAAUGUCACGGUUGUAGUUUACAAGUAUCUGACAAAGGGUUACAAGAAGUUGGAGAAAUAUCUGGCAGAGAAUCCAGGCGUCAAGGAUGAUGAAAAUGCGUCAAAGAUGUUGGAAUACUUAACAGCUGUGGAAAGGGCGAAAACGUGCACUGAUGAAGACGAUAUCAUUGAGUUUAUUGAAAAGUUCGGUCUUGAAAGAGAACAUAUGCCGACACAGUUGUUGAACUCGUCCAAGGUUUGGGAAGCUCUUAUCAAGAACCUUAAAAUGGAGGCCACUAUCCGGAACCUGGGAAAGAUUACCUCCCUUGGUCUUUGCCAGCCCAAGUCGUGGGUGGAGCGAGCGCUUGUAGAGCGCCUGGCUGACGAGGAGCUACUGAAAAAGUCGCGAACACACCCGUUUAAGGUGUUGUUGGCCCUGAAUACGUACAAGGCAGGAAAAGGGGACAAAGGUCACCUCACCUGGAUCCCCAAUGACGCUGUAUUGAAAGCCCUGGACGAUGCAUACUACACGUGCUUCAAGGCGGUGGAACCAACCGGAAAGAGAUUCCUCCUCGCCAUCGACGUCAGCGGCUCCAUGGACGCUCCAUGCGUCGGAAGCACGACGAUCACUUGCAAACUCGCGGCAGCUGCAAUGAUGAUGGUUACCAUGAGAACAGAAGAACAUUGCGACAUCGUCGCGUUCUCGCACAGACUAGUUCCCGUGGACAUUAAGAAAACGGAUACGCUGCCAGAAGUCCUAAAGAAGACCGAAGCACUUCCGUUCGGAGGCACGGACUGCGCACUUCCGAUGAUUCACGCACAGGAACAGAAGAAAGAGUACGACGUUUUUAUCGUGUACACAGACAGUGAAACAUGGUUUGGCAAGAUUCAUCCGUCACGCGCCCUGCAGGAAUACCGGAAACAGAUGAACAACCCGGAGGCAAAGCUUAUCGUGGUCGGCAUGGCGUCCAAUGGGUUCUCCAUCGCUGAUCCGGAAGACUUUGGCAUGUUGGACAUAGUCGGGUUCGAUUCGGGAGCAACACAGACAAUCGCUAAGUUUGUUUUGGGGGAAUUAUAGACUAAUUGUACAAGAUCGAGACACUGGUAAAAAACAUAAAAACAUGUUGAGAAAUUUAAUUUUUCCAUUCUAUUUACUUUUUAAAAUAAUUUAUUGUGUUGUCAAUUGACCAGUUUCGAUUUUAUUGAAAACUAAAACCAAUUCAUAACGUCCAACUUAUUUUCUGCGCUCCUAAACUCUUGCGACCGCGUUUAUGCGAUGUAAAUGCACUAAGAAUCAUUUUCACUCAUUUAUAUAAUGUGAUUGAAAAUAACUAAGUGUUGACGACACGCACGUUUUUGUGUGGUAUAAAGUUGUUACUAGAUGCAUAUUUCGUGGGAUGGGUGAGUGUUUGGUCCGUGGGCAUAUGACAUAGAUGUUUGUUUAAUUGAUGGCCCGUGAACAGAGUACAAGCAGCUUAUUUCACGGCGUUCUUCCGUGCGCGCGCUUGUGCGUUCACCCUAUAUUCGGAUCCAGCAUGGAUGGAUUUUUAAAGCACGUGGCUAAAGUUUCAUGUACAUAAUUUGUCAACUUUGUUUACAUGAAGUAUCAUUCAUUCAUUUAUAAUAUCCGCUUCAUUCAAUGAACACACAGCCUUUAUUGCAUCUCACGCGCUCUCAUUCUGUACGUAAUUGUUGUUGUGUUACUAUUGUAUUUUUAUGAUCGGCGAUAUUGUGAUAAGGACGUAAAUAUUUGUAUGUUUUGAUGAUAAACGAAAAAAGCAAGAACUUAACAAAUAUAAUUAAUAUUUACCAGUUGUAUCCUAGACCAGAAAUUUAAAUAGUGUUACGUAGAACUAUUUAGAUCGUUUAAUUAAAUUAACAUAAUUUAUUAAAUGAUUACCAUGGACAGUUCACUUUCUUAUGCGUAGCAGGUAACAGUAUUUCCUACUUCCAAUUUAUAAUUUGCCAUAUACAUAAGUCAUUGCACUGUGGCAUGCUUCUGCUCUGUUACAAUCGUAGUGUCUCGUCAUGCAGCUUAUAUUCGAAUUAUACCCUGGGUGAAAUCAUUUUUUGCAUAAUAGUUAAUUGGGAAAAAGGGAAUAUCGUUUAAUUACAGUAUUUGAUAACGCGGUUUUUAUGACAUACGAUGUCACAAACAAUACUAAGAAUACUAAGAAUUCGAAUACGUGUUUUGAAAUUUUUAGGCUUUAAAAAGAUUUUCAGAUGAUGCCACGCAAUGACGAAAUGCUGAUAUGAUUAUUAUAACGGGAGUGUAAAGAGCAUUUUGAAAUAAUUAUGUUGUUAGGAAUGCAAUGUUUUUUUUUGCAAAUAUUUAUACGCUGUGGAGUGUAGGAUUUAAUUUCUAUCCAUCUUCCAUGACCGUGGAUGGUGUAGGCCGCUAAGAGGGCACAAUACACGCGAGUUGCAAAGAUUCACAAAUGUCUAGAAUCGAUUACGAUUUCAUAACAAUUUUGAGAUUGAAUAUUCUUGUUCGAUUGCAUUUUCUGUUUAGAUGAAGGUUCCUUAAAAAUGCCAUAAUAAGUUAAGCAGAAUCUACGCAAAACAUUAUUUUUAUCAAAUGAACAAAACAACCCGCUAAAGGAUGGUUUAGCAUCAAAAUUCACGUGGCAAUUUACAAUUGAUUGGAUACACGCUAUAUGGUGAUUUAGUAUCACAAUUCACAUUACAAUUUACGCACAGGCUAAUCAGUGACGACACUUUCCGCUCUUAUGGAAUUUCCCGUUUUAAGGAAGUCACUUGUAAUAAAAACUUCAGUUUGGGCGGAAAGUGUAAAUCUAGGACAACGUUUUACGCCUUUGCAUUAAGCCUAGUUUUCACAGAACGAAGCUCAUUGCUUCUUUGUUUCAAAAUAGGCCCUUGAUAAGCAUACUUAUUGUUUGAAACGUAUUUGGGAAAAAUAUAUAAAUGAAUUCAGAUGGCUUAAUUGUCUUUUUUAUUGAAUUUAUAUCGCAUAUUCUAGUUUAUUUCUGUAUAAGCUUCCGUCGUCUGGAAUUUGUAGUCAGCAAUGUAUUAAAACAACUUUUUGUGACACACAUUAUUUGAUUCGCUAAAACGUAAGAACCACAAAAACUUGCAUACAGUGAGUAACUUUCAUCAGAUGAUUUUAUUAUAAUUGUAUCGCUCCUGAGCGCAGUGUGUCAUGGCGAGCUUUGUGAUCUCCGUUCGCCCGUCGUACGGUGCGUACGGUGCGUCUACAUCGUCAGUAUUGACAUUGUUAACACUCGAGUGGCCAAAUGUAUCGUCUAAUCUUCAGUAUUCUGGGUUAUUUGUCCCAAUAAAUAUCGGCUGGGUUUGAAACUGGGUCACGUGAGAUCAAAAUCACGACCAGUAGGUCAAUUAAAAAACUUGUUUACACUUGCACACGAUUGUAUAAACGCUGUUCUAAGUCGCAUUUUUGUACAAUCUUCCUGAAACUUGGUCAGAAAAUUUCUUCUCAUCGUAUCUUAACCAAGUUUGGAAACGGUUGAACACUAUGAGUGGGGCAGUUUUUCUUGCAUGGAAAUAGUGGAGGCUUGUUAACACUCUAGAAGUCACAUUUAAUGCAAUGAAAUGUGGUGAACAUUUGUCAUAUUAGCUCGGACGAGUUUGUUACUGGUACAUGUGAAGACACCAAGUCAUAUUAAAGAAAAUGCUUGUUUUCACUCUAGAAGUCACAUUUCAAGUCAGACCUUAAUGAAUGUUUGUCAGAACAUUUGCCCUAAUGAUAUUUUAGUCGAUUUUGCAAAUACAAAUUAAAUAUGUUUGUUUCAUAAAGUAACUUUAUUAUUAUGGACUCACCUAAUCAGCAUAGUUUUGUUCCUUUUUGUGUGCGGUAAGCGCCGGAGGACCCAUGCAACUCUUGUUUAUUAUCAUGUUUUGUAUAAAUAUUACGCAUAUAAAGUGUGCCUUUUGUUAUUUUAUUGUUAUAACAUGAACAUUAACAACAAUAAUAUUGCCAUGGCGGUUGAUAUCUGUCGUAUUGAAAUAAUUUUAUAACCCGUCUCUUAGGUUGGCAGAGUUUUUUUUAGUAACAGUCCAUUGCAUGUACGCAAUAUACACUUAUAUAAUCGGUAUUGUUUAGUGUACACAGGGAAUGUAGUUAUGGAAUAGAACUGUAAAUGACACGCGUGGAAAUGAUCAUAUUGUAAAUAUAUACGUGUAUUUAAAGUACCUUUAGAUGUUACAGCAUUUCUCCUUCAAAUCUAGUUUGGAUUUACAUUUUAUCUGAAUUUAUUAAAGUGACUAAUAUGUAAACCAUGGCCGUUGACGUUAAUUAUUUAACAAAGUAAUUUUAGAUAACACGUUUUUGACUCUUUACUUGAUUGUUGUUCUUCUUUGGUGUGAUUUAUUCAAAUCAUAAAUAAUAAAUAAAUAAAAAAGU
Dreissena polymorpha is the source of this 5116-nucleotide messenger RNA. Its product is annotated as RNA-binding protein Ro60-like. The record is from RefSeq and is a predicted model, not a curated record. The transcript has 4 exons. Gene Ontology annotation, cellular component: ribonucleoprotein complex. Gene Ontology annotation, molecular function: RNA binding. The coding region runs from base 68 to 1813 and encodes 581 amino acids. Lineage: Eukaryota; Metazoa; Mollusca; Bivalvia; Myida; Dreissenidae.